AGCCAUGCGGAUGGAGGCGGGUCCUGUGCGGGGACGAUGGCGGCCUCCGCUGCAGCUUGCCGGGCGUGGAGCCGGGCCGGGGUCGCAGGGGCGGUCCCCCUCGCCGCUGGGCAUGUCAGGCAGAUCCACUGGACACCCGUCCCACUAACGUGGCUGCGACUGAAAGCCCCCUCGGUCCCUCGACUGCGUUCCCAAGGCGCCUGUCACACUCUGUUAUCGAGGCCAGCAAUCCGGUGUCAGAGCACAGCUGUUGUGGCAGGUGCUCAGAUUGUCCCGCCUGCUGCCUCCGCACCUGUCGAGAACGUUCUGUCUGUCGGAGAUCUGGGCCAAGCUGUUCAGGAGCUGAGCUUUCAAGAAUUGGGCCUGGGCUGCUAUACACCAGUGGGCCUAAUCCAGAAUUUGUUGGAGUUCCUCCAUGUGGACAUGGGGUUACCCUGGUGGGGAGCCAUCGUAGCAGGGACGGUGGCAGCGCGGUGCCUGGUGUUCCCGCUCAUCGUGAAGGGCCAACGGGAGGCUGUGAAGCUCAACAACCACCUGCCACAAAUUAACGAACUGACGGCCCGCAUGAACGAGGCCAAGCGCUCCGGAAACAAGUUCGAUUUCGCAAAGGCGUACUCUGAUCUGGCUGUGUACCAAAAAGCCCAUGACAUUAACCCACUGCGUGGCUUCCUGGUGCCCCUCGUCCAGGCGCCCAUUUUCAUUUCGUUCUUCAUCGCCCUGCGCAAGAUGGCCGAGCUGCCCGUCCCCAGCCUACAGACGGGGGGAUUGUGGUGGUUCACGGAUCUUUCAGCCGCUGACCCUUUGUACAUCCUGCCCUUGACAGUGACGGUCACCAUGUGGGCCAUCUUGGAGCUGGGGGCAGAGUCUGGGGUCUCGAACCCAAACCUGAGGGUCAUGAAAACGGUUUUCCGGGUGAUGCCAGUCGUUAUCCUGCCUCUCACAAUAUCCUUCCCGACGGCGAUCUUCACCUACUGGAUGACCUCCAACCUGUUCUCACUGGUUCAGGUGGCUGUUUUGCGCAUACCCGCUGUCCGGGAUCGCCUCCGCAUCCCGGAGCGGGUGCAACACGACCCCUCGGUCCUGCCCGCACAGGAAGGCUUUUUGAAGAGUCUCAAGAAAGGAUGGAAGAACGCGCAGACGGUUCAGCAGAUAGAAGAGAGAGAACGGCGCAUGAAGAACCACUUGGAUUUGGCGGCUAAGGGGGCACUACGCCAGACCUUUGCCCAUAACCCUUUGGAAGUGCAGGAGCCUCCCAAAACAAAACCCCCACCCCCAAAGAGACCCUGGGAGGAUACGUUAGGCUGAGCGAUCACGCCAAUGCUUCAGAGCCCCAUGCAAAGCAAAGACUCGGUACAGGGACAGCAGAAUUGAAUCUGUCUCCACCCACCCACCCAGUUUGUGAUCUUUGACAAUAAAGGACAUGAAAUUUCCUUUUCCCUCUUUUGUGUGGGACCAACAGGCACAGGGGCCGGUGUGGAGAUAAAUGUGUAACCACCUAUCCUCCCAAUCCUUCUAAAUGCAGUGUAAUAUUAUGUACAAAAUGUCAAUUAAAGACUGGAGUGAUGUGGGUA
Sphaerodactylus townsendi is the source of this 1571-nucleotide messenger RNA. It is a transcript of the gene OXA1L, whose product is annotated as OXA1L mitochondrial inner membrane protein. The record is from RefSeq and is a predicted model, not a curated record. Gene Ontology annotation, molecular function: membrane insertase activity. NCBI's taxonomy places the organism in Eukaryota, Metazoa, Chordata, Lepidosauria, Squamata, Sphaerodactylidae. Gene Ontology annotation, biological process: mitochondrial respiratory chain complex IV assembly; protein insertion into mitochondrial inner membrane from matrix. The transcript is spliced from 10 exons. Bases 37 to 1305 code for a protein of 422 amino acids. Gene Ontology annotation, cellular component: mitochondrial inner membrane.